GCGAAGCACGCCGCCCCAGUGAAGAUGGCGGCUGAGCUGCACCCGCGCAGCGGAAAACUGAUCGGACUGUCGAAUUCGAACAGAACCGCUCAGCGGAACCAACCAGUCCAAGAAUUUAACCACGGGUUGGUUCUAAGCAGAGAGCCACUGAGGGACCGGGAUGUAUUCACCGUCCGUAUUGACAAGAAGGUGAACUCAUGGAGCGGCUCCGUAGAGAUUGGGGUGACUGCUCUGGACCCGGCUUGUCUCGAUUUCCCCAGCAGCGCUACGGGUCUGAAGGGAGGCUCCUGGAUCGUGUCUGGCUGCUCAGUCCUACGCGACGGCCGCUCUGUUCUCGAGGAGUACGGCCGUGAUCUGGACCAGCUGGCCGAGGGCGACCGCGUGGGCAUACAGCGGAGCGCCCGUGGCGAGCUUCACCUGUGGGUGAACGGGCAUGACUGUGGUGCAGCUGCCAGCGGUCUCCCGACGCGCCUCUGGGCAGUGGUGGACCUCUACGGCAAGUGUACGCAAGUGACGGUGGUGAGCUGCGAGCCGCCCUCCUCGAUGGAGAGGGAUACGGAGAGGGAGACGGUGGAGGGGCAUGAGGUGGUGGUGUGCGGGGUCCGGGAGGGAGACACUGAGGAUCUGACGUCAGUGGUGAAUCUGGCAGCAGCGACAAACGGGACGACAGCGGAAGUGCCGGAGCUCCCUCCUAUUCACAACCGACCUGACAAGUUCCCCAACAACAUAGAGCCUGAAACGGCUCUGACGGAGCACCAGCUCUUUGACGUGUUCAACAAUGCCAUCGUGUCCCUCUACCGCUCAGAGGACGAGGGCGGUGAAGGACGAGACCUGGGGGGAGGAACAGGGACAGACUCUGGGACAGGAGGUAGAGGGGACAGGGGGAGCAGCAGUGGCGGGGGAGCUGUCAACAGUAACAGUAGUAACAGUGACAGCGGGGCCGGGACCGGCAAUACCGGAAGCACCAAUAACAGCCCCGCAGGAGGGGUGGGACUUGGGGCGGUGACGGGCGGGAUGAUGACCAAUGACGCGCUGCUGUUCCAUGAGAAGUGCGGUACGCUGAUUAAGCUGAGCAACAACAACAAGACGGCGGAGAGGCGGAGGCCGCUGGAUGAGUUCAACAACGGCGUGGUCAUGACCAACCGGCCGCUCCGACACAACGAGAUGUUUGAGAUCCGUAUAGAUAAGCUGGUGGACAAGUGGUCGGGGUCGAUUGAGAUCGGCGUGACCACACACAACCCCAACAACCUGGACUACCCUGCCACAAUGACAAAUCUGCGCUCAGGUACAAUCAUGAUGAGUGGCUGUGGGAUCCUGACUAACGGCAAGGGGACCCGUCGGGAGUACUGUGAAUUCAGCCUAGACGAACUGCAGGAAGGGGAUCACAUAGGCCUGAUGCACAAGGCCAGCGGAGCUCUUCACUUCUACAUCAAUGGCAUCGACCAAGGCGUGGCGGCGGCCCAGACACCUCCCAUGGUCUACGGAGUGGUCGACCUCUACGGCAUGGCGGUCAAGGUGACCAUCGUCCACAAUCACAACCACAGCGACCGUCUGCGUCGCAACAACGCCAUAAUGCGUGCGCUGUCCCCCGACGUGGGCCGCCCCCGGCCCGCCCUCUCCCUCACCGCCGACCCUGAUGCCACUGACCGCCUCCUCUUCCACACCAACUGUGGGCAAAAGGCGGCCAUCAUCAGUGAAGGCAGGACUGCUCUUCGCCCUCAUGCGACGGACGACUUCAACCACGGCGUGGUCCUGAGUGGCCGUCCGCUGCGCUCCAACGAGGUGUUCCAGGUGCGCAUCGACAAGAUGGUGGACAAGUGGGCGGGCUCCAUUGAGAUUGGCGUGACCACGCACAACCCCGCCUACCUGCAGCUGCCCUCCACCAUGACCAACCUGCGCUCAGGAACGUGGAUGAUGACCGGGAAUGGAGUGAUGCACAACGGAACCACCAUACUGGACGAGUAUGGACACAACCUGGACCGACUCAAAGCGGGGGACACGGUGGGCGUGGUGCGUAAGGAAGACGGGAGCCUCCACUUCUUUGUGAACGGGGUGGCGCAGGGCCCGGCGGCGUGGAACGUCCCGCCCAGCGUCUACGCCGUGGUGGACCUCUACGGCCAGGCCGCACAGGCCACCAUCAUGGACGACAUGGCGGACCUCCCCCCUCUCCCAGAUGACAGCUCGGAGGGCCCCACUGUCAUGUCGCCCGGCAGCCCAUGCUCGGUUGCCGGGGGCAACAGUGCCAACGACCUGCGCUUCCACCAGCUGCACGGCACCAACGCCGUGAUCACCAACGGGGGGCGCACUGCCCUCAGACAGAACUGUCGCUCAGAGUUCAACGACGCCAUCGUCAUCUCCAACAGGUGCCUUCGAGACGGAGAGCUCUUUGAGAUAGUCAUUCAGAAGAUGGUGGACCGUUGGUCGGGGUCAAUAGAAGCAGGUAAGAUAAUGGCAGGUGUGACUUCCAUCAGGCCAGAAGAGCUGGAGUUUCCUAACACCAUGACGGAUAUAGACUACGACACCUGGAUGCUUAGUGGCACGGCCAUCAUGCAGGACGGCAACACCAUGCGUAACAACUACGGCUGUGACCUGGACUCCCUGACCACGGGCAGUAGGAUCGGCAUGAUGCGCUCGGCCACCGGCGACCUCCACUACUACAUCAAUGGGGUGGACCAGGGUGUGGCCUGCACCGGACUGCCGCCAGAUAAAGAGGUGUAUGCGGUGAUAGACCUGUACGGUCAGUGUGUCCAGGUGUCCAUCACCAGUUCCUCUGGCCCUCUGGACAACAGUCUGUGUACCAGCAACAUAACAGAGAAGAGCUUCCCCAUACACUCACCAGUGGCAGGCGUGGCCCACCGGCUUCACAGUAAACAUGGUAAGAACGUGGUUCUGCUGGGCGAGGGCUGCCAGGCCGUCCGGGUAGGAGGAUACGCUCAUGGCAUCGUCUUCAGUGCCAAGGAACUCAAAACAGACGAAUUGUUUGAGGUGAAGAUAGACGAGGUAGAUAACCAGUGGUCUGGUUCCCUCCACAUGGGUCUGACUAGCCUGGCCCCCCCAGAGCUGCCCUCCUGCCCCAUGUCGGGCCUGUCACCCUCCCUCACACAGCUCCGCGCCAAGGUCACCUGGCUGCUGGCAGGGUCAGAGGUCAGACGCAAUGGGGUCCUCCAAAGACAGAACUACGGGGCAUCCCUGGACAGAUUGACGGUGGGGAACCGCGUGGGCGUGAAGAGAUGCAGUGAUGACACAAUGCACGUCCUCAUCGACGGAGAGGACAUGGGAACAGCUGCUACCGCUGUGGCCAAGAAUGUCUAUGCGGUGCUGGACCUGUAUGGUCGUGUGACUGCUGUGUCCAUUGUCAGUUCCUCAGUGCUGGAGGAUGCAGAAAGCAUCAAGGCCCCCUCCCUCUCCUCAGACAGCUGCAGCGAUGGCGAGGAGGACAGCACGCCGGUUGGGAGCAGUAAGCUAGCCCUGGUGCCCAACACUGUCAUGGCCUUCCUGGAGAACCAUGGGAAGAACAUCCAGCUGUCCAAUCAGAACCUGACGGCCGCCCGUGUCUCCAGCUACAACCAGGGCCUUCUGGUCACAGCACAACCCCUGCCCAGACAACAACUGUUCCAGUUUCAGAUCGACCGCCUGAACCCGUCGUGGACGUCGUCCUUGUCACUAGGGGUGAUAGGUCACUCCCCCGACCGCCUCAACUUUCCCUCCACGGCGUGCUGUCUGAAACGCUCUGCCUGGCUGCUGCAGAGAGACUCUGUCUUCCACAACUCACUGAAGAUCUGUGAGAACUAUGGUCCUAACCUGGACACAUGUCCAGAGGGUACAGUAUUGGGUCUACUAGUGGAUGGGAACAGCUGUCUGCACCUCCAUGUGAACGGGAUGGACCAGGGGGUAGCAGCCCAGGACAUCCCCACCCCCUGCUACCCCCUCAUAGACCUCUAUGGGCAGUGUGAACAGGUUACAAUCGUGACUGACAACGUGCCAACCGUGGGAGGGGAGAGCGGUGAGGCGCGUUGCCAAGGCGACAUGGAGAAGGCGGACAUGGUUGACGGGAUCAAAGAGAGUGUGUGCUGGACGCCCCCUCCAGAGGUCAACCCCAACAAGACCUGUGAAUAUCAGGCCCUGUGCUCGCGCUUCAAGGACCUGCUCACGCUGCCAGAUGGUUACUUCAACGAGGAUGCCAAGUAUAACCUGUGUUACUGUGAGUCUUGCCACAAGCUGCGCGGAGACGAGUCCUACUACAAGAGAGGGGAGCCCCCCCGGGACUAUGCCCUGCCCUUCGGCUGGUGCCGCUUCGCUCUGAGGAUCAAGGCCCACUGUGAGGUGUCUAGUGCAUUUAAGAAGUGGCACAUAGCCUACCACGGCACCAGUGUAGGGGCUCUGAGACGCACUCUGGACCAUGCUCAGCUGCUCUCUGGGACUUCGUCCAUCUUCUCUGUGUCUCCGGCAAAGAUGGAGGGUCCUAACGGCUACAGUGAGCCAGAGGAGAACAGCAACAGCCUCCCUGACAGGGAAAGGGACAAGGAGGUUCCCCGGGUACAGCUGUCCCCCACCAUGCGCUAUUCCGGCCUGGAGAUGUUUGCCCCUAAAGUGCAAUUCCGGGACCCUCGUUCUCACUGUUGUCACCAGGCCCAGGUGGGUUUCCAGGUGUGCGUGCGGCCGGGCUCUUAUAAGGUGGGGCCCCAGAACCUUGGAGCCAGCGAGCCCCUUGACCCCCGCUUUAGCAACACAGAAAUCGAGUGGAUCACCAAGGAGCAGGGGGGCACCCUCCUCUACGGCCUACUCAUACGGGUGGAGUGAGGGAGGGAUGAACAGCGGGAUGGAUAGAGUCGAGAUAAGGGAGCUUCUCUAUCCCAGCGGUGCCUCCAAAACCUCUACUCCAUCAACCAAAUUCCAGACUUUGAGACUCUUUGGAAUUUGGGUAAUUUCCCUCCUGUUCCUGGGGGUGGGGGGGGGGGGAUUGUUGACAUUGACAGUUCAGCAUUAUUUUAGUUUAUUUUGGACAAAGUACAUUUUUGUUUGUUUUGGAAUAAUUUUAACAGGGUGGGGCUUUGGUGGAUUCAGAGAAGAACAACAAGACUGACACUGCCUGCACUUUAUGUUUUGAACACUUUGUGGGCUAUUUAAAAAAAAUAUAUAUAUAUAAAAACAAGUAAAAAACAAUCUACUUAUCAUUCACAAUACAACACUCGUUUUUGGUCACCGCAGUUUUUCUUUUAGCACUGUUGUCCUCUCUAGCUCUUGUUUUUAUCACCUUUUAUCCUAGCCUGAUCACUCUCCUCACUCUCUUUUUGGUUCUCAAGUGCAGGGGGGGGGGGGGGGGAUGGUUCUCCUCAGUUCUCAAGGCUGAGUGCACAACCAGAACCUGUCACGUUCCAAGACUUGGACCGUUCCUUAAACCUCCUCGCAAUGGUGACCCCCCCCCAUCUCCUGCUGCUCAGAACGGUCACUGACUAUUGGACUUUAUAAACUAAGGACUUAACCGCGUGUCAAUGGAGGAGGAGAGUGCAAAAUCAAUGAUGAGGAGAAAGACUGGAAAUAACCCUGAACAGGAGAAGGACCUGAGAGCACCUUUUUUAGAGGGAGGAACAAAAAAAAAACCUGGAAGAAAAUGUUUACAGGUGUAACGCUAACCACUGUCUGUCUACAUGUAUGAGUAAGACUCGUCCUCCAUCUCCCUCCCCUCUACUCACACCUGUCCUAGAUUAUUUUUUAAAUUCUUUGUUAGUGGAAAGCGCUUCCCUAAGACGAGGGUACUUUCUCGUUCCCACGUUGCAGAGGUAUAGAUAUAUACACUGUUUCUUGUGGGGGGGGAAGGGUUUAUUCAAUUUCAGUCUGUUUCACCGACAAAGCUAUCCGCAUCUUGAAUAGUGUGAAGUGGCUUCCUCUCCUUAGUCCUCAUCUCCUUUCCUUCACCUGCACUGAUCUGAAGGAAAGGAGCAGAUAGACAUGUAAUGAAUAGAGCCGACAUGAUUCUGUACCAGAUGGGCAUGUUUGUUCUUCAUAACAUAGUACCAUCUGAACUUUACACAAUGUUGUGGCCUGCUGAGCGUGCCUGUCUUCACACGUCGUCGUUUACACUAGAGUUGCGUUCAAGUCUUUAAAGAUUGUAACGUAUCUGUCCCAUUAUGGCGUGGGUGAGCGUACGGGCAGUGUCAGUGAGGCCAUCUCCAUUUUUAAACUAGUACAUUUUCUUCUACUUCUGAGUUGGUAAACAAACUGAAAGGGUGUGCACUGCCACAUAGAGUGUGUUGUUUGAACAGGUAUAAAGCCAAGGUUGGCUAUUUACAGCCACCUGCAGUCAUGGAAUGUUUGCUUACGAGUAUAAUUCAUUGGCUGAUCCCUGGAUGGAAGUUUAUGACGCUUCCUUAACCCAUAGGAAGGCCCACCCAGUUGACUACUUAAUAAUUGUGAAGUCCCUAAUGGCACUGCCCAUGCUCAAACUAGCUUCUGGAGUCCUCUAUAGAACUCUAUGGUCAUUGUUUUAACAGGGAGAAAUGUUCAGAGCCAAUCCUUAUUGGGGUGUGCCCUCACAUUGGUGUGUCCGUGCAAAUACUCAUGGGAAAUGCAGUAUUUAACGAAAUGCAGGCCCUGAUGCUGGUGUUUACAUUGUGAAUGUAAUUCAUUAGGGUUUUUGUCAUUUAGUUUUUUGUGGUCCGUUUACGUUGAAACUAACACCCUUCAUUUGACAUAUUACAUUAAAAAAAGAUUAACACUGGUUCAUUCAUUCCUUCCCCAAAUAUUUGAUUGUAUGUGGACGACUCUAAAGCAUAUCUUCUUUUAACCAUGUAUUUUGUUGCCAAUCUGAUAUAUACCUUACGUAUGACUUACAUUCAUACAUAGCCGCCCCAUCUUGCCAAGUCAUUAUUUUUGACAGAGGAGAAAAACAGGUUGAGUCAAGAUCCAAGGUUCAGUUGACUUUCCUCACACACAACUGUGUAUAACCUAAUUUAUUGCAACAAAAAAGUGGGCUUUGAAGAAGGAAAAAAAAAGAACUCGUUUGCAACGUCCAAUCAAAAUGUGAAAAAUGAUAUGGGGUUAUUUAAAGGCCCAGUGCUGCUUUUUAUGAUAAUACUUUUUUUUCUGUAUGUUGCAUUUGUACAGGCUGUUACAUAACAUGAAAUCAUAUCUUCCUGAUUUGUAAAAAUAAAUGGACAGAGUAUGCACAUGACUCUGGACUGGC
Oncorhynchus gorbuscha (pink salmon) is the source of this 7183-nucleotide messenger RNA. RefSeq names its product neuralized-like protein 4. The transcript has 30 exons. The record is from RefSeq and is a predicted model, not a curated record. Lineage: Eukaryota; Metazoa; Chordata; Actinopteri; Salmoniformes; Salmonidae. The coding region runs from base 25 to 4800 and encodes 1591 amino acids. Gene Ontology annotation, molecular function: ubiquitin protein ligase activity.